Messenger RNA from Trichomonas vaginalis G3, 1647 nucleotides. RefSeq names its product ankyrin repeat and SOCS box-containing protein 4 family. The record is from RefSeq and is a predicted model, not a curated record. The transcript has a single exon. Bases 1 to 1647 code for a protein of 548 amino acids. Gene Ontology annotation, molecular function: protein binding. NCBI's taxonomy places the organism in Eukaryota, Parabasalia, Trichomonadida, Trichomonadidae.
AUGACUGAUCAAGACAUUCAUCCAAAUAAAUUCAGCGAACUGCGAAGUAUCCAUAAACACUACAUUGAUUCGUAUAUUGCGUUGUAUCAGCUGAAAACUGAAAAAGAAGAAGAAUUAAACUCAAUUUACAAAAUGAUCAAAACAGAAUUGAUUGAUUCAAAGGUAUGUCUUCCCAAAAGUCUAAUUAAAGAUAUUUUAAAUAUCAUUCCGUAUAAUAAUCGCUAUAAAAGGUCAUAUUUAUUUCUUGCCAAACUCAUAUGUGAUGAAUAUCACGUGGAGGAAGUCAACCAUCUCAUGAAAAUUUCAAACUUCUUGUUUUACAAAGAAUAUGGAAUUAAAUUAGACAAAUCCAAAGAUUUCAGAGAAAUUAACUCAGAAAAUCUCGACAUUCAUACAGAAAAUACAGUUUACAGAGCAAUUUUGUAUAAUGACUUAGAAAAAUUCAUCUUCUUUACGGAGAGAGAAGAAUUUGAUAAAGAUCAAACACUUAAAAGCAGUUUAUAUCCAAGUGAAAUAGUAAGAUAUUUAUUAAUAUCUUCAUACAAAGGAUAUUCAUUACUUGAAUUAUGUUGUUACCACGGAGCAGUUGAUUGUUUCAAAUUAUUAAGAACGAAAUUUAACUCAGAAAUAACUUAUAAAUGUUUAAAGUUAUCAUUUUUAGGCAGAAAUCAAGAGAUUCUGAGCGAAUGCUUGAAAUAUCAAAAGCCAGAUUAUUAUUGCAUGGAAUGCAUGGAAUAUGCAAUUAUUUCACACAACAUUGAUUUUGUUACAUUCUUGAUGAAUGAAUACAGUAUUCCAAUUGAUUUAGAAGGUUGUGGAAGAUAUAAUAAUCUUGAAUCAUUUUUAGUUUAUUUCGAUCGAACUAAUGAUUUUAACGAAUGCUUUAAUUUUUCGACGAUGUUUAAUAUUCCAUCUCUUUGCGAAUAUUUCCUAUCAAAUGGUGCAAAUAUCAAUGAAAAAGAUAUAAAUGGACUAACCGCACUUCAUUUUGCAGCACGUUAUAAUAGCAAUGAAACAGCUGAACUUCUUAUUUCACAUGGUAUAAAUAUCAAUGAAAAAGAUAAAGAUGGAAAAACUGCUCUUCAUAAUUCAGCAGAAAAUAAUAGUAAAGAAACAGCCGAACUUCUUAUUUCACAUGGUAUAAAUAUCAAUGAAAAAAAUUAUAGAAAAGAAACUGCUCUUCAUGCUGCAGCACGCUGUAAUAGUAUAAAAACCGCCGAACUUCUUAUUUCACAUGGUAUAAAUAUCAAUGAAAAAAAUAAAUAUGGAAAAACCGCUCUUCAUUAUGCAGCAGAUAAUUAUAGUAAAGAAAUCGCAGAAGUUCUUAUUUCACAUGGUAUAAAUAUCAAUGAAAAGGACAAUGAUGGAAAAACCGCACUUCAUUAUGCAGCAGAAAAAAAUAGUAAAGAAACAGCUGAACUUCUUAUUUCACAUGGUAUAAAUAUCAAUGAAAAAGAUAAUUUUGGACAAACCGCUCUUCAUAAUUCAGCAGAAAAUAAUAGUAAAGAAACAGCCGAACUUCUUAUUUCACAUGGUAUAAAUAUCAAUGAAAAAGAUGAAGGUGAAAAACCCGCUCUUCAUAUUGCAGUAUUAAAUAAUAGUAAAGAAAUCGUCGAACUUCUUAUUUCACAUGGUGCAAAAAUAUAA